Sardina pilchardus (European sardine) is the source of this 8167-nucleotide messenger RNA. It is a transcript of the gene stxbp5b, whose product is annotated as syntaxin binding protein 5b (tomosyn). Gene Ontology annotation, biological process: regulation of protein secretion; regulation of exocytosis. The record is from RefSeq and is a predicted model, not a curated record. Gene Ontology annotation, cellular component: cytoplasm; plasma membrane; SNARE complex. The coding region runs from base 337 to 3927 and encodes 1196 amino acids. Gene Ontology annotation, molecular function: syntaxin binding; myosin II binding; GTPase activator activity. The transcript has 29 exons. Lineage: Eukaryota; Metazoa; Chordata; Actinopteri; Clupeiformes; Clupeidae.
GUUGGUUGUGGGAAGAGAGGGGGUUACAGAGAGGUGGUGAGAUUGACUAAAUCUGCUUGGAUUACGCUGUCAAUAGCAUCUUUCCUAUGGAUGAGGAGUAGUAUCGGAUGAAGAACGCACCCGUUGUCAAAGAGGGAAACUUGUUCUUGGGUAGCCUAGGCUAUAUUUUGACAUGGAGUGUGCCGUGACAACACCCCCUGACAUGUGAGAUUUACAGAGCAAUAUAGCUUGGCAGAAGACUGUGCGAUUGUGUGGCUGUUGCCAUCUCGCUUAUCCAUUUAUGGUUGCUCAUUUGAUCCAGUACUUGUCGCGAUCCUCGUCUGUAUUGGGGGAAAAAUGAAGAAGUUUAAUAUCAGAAAGGUGCUAGAUGGUUUGACGAACGUGUCAUCCUCCUCCUCCGCAUCACCUCAACCGGGAAACAGGGAAAAUGACACAAUUCUGGAGAACCUGCAGUCGGAGAAUUUCCAGCUCUGCAAGACUGUGCGCCAUGGGUUCCCCUAUCAGCCCUCAGCAAUGGCUUUUGACGCUGUACAGAAAAUCCUCGCCAUAGGGACUCAGAGUGGAGCUUUGAGAUUGUUUGGGCGAGCAGGUGUGGAGUGUUACUGCCAACAUGAGCCCGCCUCUGCCGUCAUCGCGCUACAGUUCCUCAUCAACGAGGGGGCGCUAGUGAGCGCGCUGGCCGACGACAGUAUCCACUUAUGGAACCUGAGGCAGAAGCUGCCGGCGGUGCUGCACUCGCUCAAGUUCAACAGGGAAAGGAUCACGUUUCUCCACCUGCCCUUCCAGAGCAAGUGGCUGUACGUGGGCACGGAACGGGGGAACAUCCACAUGGUGAACGUGGAGUCCUUCACUCUCUCAGGCUACGUCAUCAUGUGGAAUAAAGCCAUUGAACUGUCCUCGAAGUCACACCCCGGCCCAGUGGUACACAUCAGUGACAACCCUAUGGAUGAGGGCAAGCUGCUGAUAGGCUUUGAGUGUGGCAUCGUUGUGUUGUGGGACCUGAGGACCAAGAAAGCAGACUACCGCUACAGCUACGACGAGGCCAUUCACUCGGUCGCCUGGCACCACGAGGGCAAGCAGUUCGUCUGCAGCCAUUCAGACGGCACCCUGACCAUCUGGAACAUCCGCGUGCCUGCCAAACCUGCCCAGAUCAUCACGCCCCACGGUAAGCAUCCUAAGGAUGGCAAGAAGCCGGAGCCGUGUAAGCCCAUUCUGAAGGUGGAGUACAAGACCACCAGAGUAGGGGACCCCUUCAUGGUGCUGUCGGGGGGCCUGUCCUAUGACACGGUGGGCAGACGGGCCUGUCUGACGGUGAUGCACGGGAAGAGCACGGCCGUGCUGGAGAUGGACUACCCCAUCGUGGACUUCCUCACGCUGUGUGAAACGCCCUAUCCCAAUGAUUUCCAGGAGCCCUAUGCUGUGGUCAUCCUGCUGGAGAAAGACUUGGUGGUGAUCGACCUGGCGCAAAUCGGGUACCCCAUCUUUGAGACCCCGUACCCCCUGACCCUGCACGAGUCUCCGGUGACAUGCUGCGAGUACUUUGCCGACUGCCCAGCAGAGCUGAUCCCGGCCCUCUACUCCGUGGGCUCCCGGCAGAAGAGACAGGGCUACAGUAAAAAGGAAUGGCCCAUAAGUGGUGGCAACUGGGGGCAGGGGACACAGAGCUACCCAGAAAUCAUCAUCACAGGACAUGCUGAUGGGUCCAUCAAGUUCUGGGACGCCUCAGCAAUUAUGCUGCAGGUGCUGUACAAGCUGAAGACGGCUAAAGUGUUUGAGAAGGCGCGCAACAAGGAGGACAAGCCCAGCACGGACAUCGUGGACGAGGACCCGUUCGCCAUCCAGAUCCUGACCUGGUGCCCGGAGAGUCGCAUGCUGUGUGUGGCAGGAGUCUCUGCCCACGUCAUCAUAUACCGCUUCAGCAAGCAGGAGGUCACCACUGAAGUAGUGCAGCUCCUGGAGGUGCGUAUGCCGUACGAGCUGAACGACGUGGAAUCUCCGGAGGCGGCGGGAGAGCAGACGCCGGCCGUGUCCACGCCGGGGGCCUCGUCCAGCCCCCAGUCGGCGCUGCCCCCCGCGCAGACGCACCCGUCCACCAGCAGCAACUCGUCCGACGGACCCCGAGACAACGUGCCCUGCCUCAAGGUGCGCUGUUCCCCUCUCAAGCAGUCUCCAGGCUACCAGGUGGACCUGGUGGUGCAGCUGCUGUGGGUCAGCGGGGAGCCCCCCCAACAGAUCACCAGCCUCGCCCUCAACUCUGCAUAUGGCCUGGUCGUUUUCGGUAACUUCAACGGGCUGGCCGUGGUGGACUACUUCCAGAAGACCCUCCUGAUGAACGUGGGUGUCCAGGAGCUGUACGGCUUGGCUGACCCCUUCCAGAGGCAGCCGCGCUCCCCGCGCAAGGCCCGCCAGCCGUCAGGAGGUGUCUGUGAUGUUAACGACGGCUCCAAUGCCUCCGAGGACCGCUGCAAAUCCCCCACCUCAGGCUCUGGCUCUCCAUGCAAUUCUGACGAGGAGAACAAACACCAAAAGUUCAUAGAUAAGAUGAAGCAGAAAAGCAGGCGCUUUUCCAAGACGGUAGCCAAUGACUUAGCGAAGAUGUCACGGAAACUAGUCACGGUCCCUGAUCAGAAACAGGAAACUGCAGUAGCCGAGCGCAUUCAUAGACGGCGCUCUCUUCAGCCCAAGAAGCGUGUGUGUGGUGUAAGAUCGGCCACCCAGGCCAACUGGAACCGGGGCGGGAGCUCCAUGGUGCGGACCCCAUCGGCCCCCGACCUCUAUGCAAAGGACAGCUCCUUCAGCCGCUCGCGCAGCUCCAGCGUGACGAGCCUGGAGCGGGAGGCGCGCGAGAUCAUCUCCUCCUUCCACUUCAGCGAGACGCUGAGCCGCAAGGGCGAGGCGGCGCCGGGGCCCAGCCUGUGGGUGGGCACCUCGCAGGGCAGCAUGCUGGUGCUGCCCCUCACCGUGCCCGCCGGCAGCGAGCAGCGCAUGCAGCAGGCGCCCGCCGUCUCCUUUGGAGGUGUGGUGACGCGCCUGAAGGGCGGCGUGCUCUCCAUGGCCACGCUGGACUCGGCGGGCGCGCCCCUGCUGCCGCCGUACGAGCUGUGGUACGACCCCAACCUGCCGGACGAGCGCGAGGAGAAGGACCGCUGGAAGCGGCGCCGGCCGGCCUCGCCUCCCGCGGGCAGCCAGGAGGGGGCGCCGGACACCCACUACGUGGUGCUGUGCUCGGAGAAGCAGGCCGAGGUGAUCGCGCUGCCCGCCCAGGCCAGCGUGUUCAAACACAACAUCACCGAGGCCUCGUUCGUGCUGCGCGCCGACGUGGUACAGAUGACCACCGGCUGCUGCAUCGCCUGCUUCUGUGCCAACGGGCACAUCAUGGCACUCAGUCUGCCGAGUUUGCGGCCUCUGUUGGAUGUGAACUACCUGCCCCUGACAGACAUGCGCAUCGCCAGAACCUUCUGCUUCUCCAACCUGGGCCAGGCCCUGUACCUCACCUCCCCCACAGAGAUGCAGCGCCUCACCUACAGCCAGGAGACCUGCGACAACCUGCAGGAGAUGCUGUGUGAGCUCUUCACUCCCGUGGAGACUCCAGAGGCGCCCAACAGAGGCUUCUUCAAGGGUCUGUUUGGAGGAGGAGCUCAGUCUCUGGACAGAGAGGACCUGUUCGGGGAGACAGCGGCUGGCAAGGCCUCCCGGAGCCUGGCGCAGCACAUCCCGGGGCCCGGGGGCAUGGAGGGCAUGAAGGGGGCAGCGUCGGGUAUCGUGGGCGAUCUGGCGCGCACCCGCAUGGCGCUGGACGAGAGAGGGCAGAAACUGGGCGAGCUGGAGGAGCGGACGGCCGCCAUGAUGUCCAGCGCCGACUCCUUCUCCAAACACGCCCACGACAUGAUGUUGAAGUACAAAGAUAAGAAGUGGUACCAGCUCUGAUGCCAGCGCCAGAGGGCCCAUGUGACUGAAGACUCCCUCUCUCUCCUCCUCCUCCUCUUCCUCCACUUCUUUUCUCUCUCUCUUUCUCUCUCUCUCUCUCUCUCUUGCUCUCCCUCUCCUCCAAUCCGUCCCUCCUCCCUCCCUCCCGGAGGGCUGACUGAUUGACAGACUGCCACUUCUUUAUCCGAGCACAAAACUCACCCCGUUCGACCUCGGUCAUCAGAGGAGAGCCAAGCGCGCCGGAGGGACAGCGACCUUUCCCCCUGCCUCUCCACAACUGACCCUUGACCCCACCCCCCCGACCCCAACCAGCCCGCGGAGCGCUGAGGAGAGAAGGAGAGAGGGAGGACAAGUGCGGAAGGAGAACACGAGGGAGAGGAGGACAACACGAGGAGAGGAGGAACAGCCUUUGUGUGUCUUGUUCACAUUAGCCACGCUGCCAUACUACUACUACUUACUACUACUGCUGUUAAGGAGAGAGAAAAAAAAACUACUGAAGGACAUAUGAAGGACAUCUCAUGCCUCCUUCCUCUGAAGCAAACAGGAAGUAGAUGAGGCCAAGUAAUGCUGGGUGUUGUAGUUCUCAGACACUGGGAAGGGAAUGGGAAGGACACGACAGGCAGACAUGACUCUCUCUCUCUUUCCCACAUCCAGUGACUUCAAUCGCUUAUCUGCUGUGCAUUUUCUAUGUUUGCCCACCUGCCCACCCCAUGCCAACCCCAUGCCCUCUCUCCCAUGCCCCCCUCACUGUUCCCUUACAUGCCCCCGUCCCAUGCUGUUUUGUUUUUUCACGGGAAAAAAGCCAGAUUGUCUUAUUCAAAGAUAUGAUGCUGAUUAUCAUGAAGUAGUUAAAUGACAGUCAUGACUGUGAUGAUGAUGAAGAUGAGGAAGAUGAUGUUGUUGAUGUUUGAAAACGAGCCUGACAAAAUGCCAUUAAUUAUACCUACUAAGGGCUGGUAGUUUGCUGUAUGGAACACGUAUCCUGUGCUGGUGUCACCCAUGAUCAGGCUGUGGAUGUACUGUAAGCAGAGAUAAGCCGAGCUGAGUUUGACUUUGAGUCCCUUGCAGACUCAAGCCUGUUACAGUAUGAUAGGGCUUGCUGGGAUCUUAUCAUAAAAAAAACCUUAAUAUGGAGUUGGAAUGUUUUUCCUUACACAGGUUAUCACACAUGCAUCACACACACACACAUUUUAUGUAUCCUCACAAAAAAUGCAAAUGCAUCCAUUCACCAAAACACACAUUAGUAUUCUACUCACGCAGACAUACACACAUCUGCAUACACAUACACAUACACACACACACACACACGCACACACACACACCACCUCUCCUCACCUGUGUUGUGGAGACGCUGAAUGCACUGUACUACUGAUGAGGACCCACAUGGAGAAUAGGGUCAGAUGUUUAAUGAAGUGGACGGUCCAGUCCCAGACGUGCGGAGACGCAGCCUCGAGCUGCAAGGUCAGAGCAGAGGGAGCUGCAACCUGUGUAGAUGGAGAAGUCCUACACACACCAGAGACAUGCUGCAGCUGCGGGUUCUGUGAGUGUGUGUGUGUGUGUGUGUGUGUGUGUGUGUGUGUGUGUGUGUGUGUGUGUGUGCUAUUACCUGUUUUUUCUCUUCUGUUUUUCUUGUAAUGGCCGUGACUAGGCAUAUCAUUAGUCGUUUGCCUGUCUGUGCUCUUCUUGGCAAAAAAGUAUAUGCUAACAAUCUUAAUGGCCCAGGCCUCUCCUGCUGAGCUCUACCCGUAUGUGUGUGUGUUUGUUUGUUUGCAAGGGUGCUAGAGUGUAUAUUGUGUGUGUGUGUGUGUGUGUGUGUGUGUGUGUGUGUGUGUUUGCAAGGGUGCUAGCGUGUAUAUUGAAUGUGUGUGGCUGUCAUUGUGUGUGUGUGUGUGUGUGUGUGUGUGUGUGUGUGUGUGUGUGUGUGUGUGCAAGCGCUGGGGACACUUACUGCAUACAUUUUGCGUGAUGCCACAUCCCUCUCUUCACGUCAGCGCCCGGAGGGCCUCUGUCUCCUGCUCAACAGCACGUCGGUCUUAUUGGUGUGAUGUUUCCCACUUUUGCCGUCGUCAUGGCGGGCUGGACGACGGAAAAAUGCAUGUGUCUCUCCCAGAGUUUGUGUCUGAUUGAUUUUGGUCAGUGUGUCGAGUCGCCUCAGCCAAAUACCACCCACACCCUCACCCUCACCCCACCUCCCCAAAGCCUGCUGAAGCCCAGCACCACCUCCUCCUCCUGUAUUUGAUUUGUAUGCUGAUAUGCCAACCCAGAUAUGUGUAUUCUUUACUGGAAGUACAUAUAUGCAGGAAUAUAUAUACAGGUCUGUCUGCAUAUAUUUAUACAAAGUACAUAGAUACAGUAUAUUUUAAGGGAUGUAAUUCCCGAAUGGUGUUUUUUGUUGUUCUUGUAAUCAGUUUGUUUAUUUCAGAUCGCUUUGUUUGAAAUACUUGGUUUUGAUUUAGGCUACAUUCUGUUUUGUUUAAUUUAUGAAGUGCGAGAGGUUGCUGCUAUUUUUGUUUCUCUGUGGGAGCAUUAUCCUCUGUCCUUGACUUCUGGCUGAAGGCUUCCCCCCUCUCUCUCUCUCUCUGUCUGUCUUUCUCUCUCUCUCUCUCUCUCUCUCUCUGUCCGUCUUUCUCUCUCUCCAUCUCUGUCUCUCUACCCGUUUGUUUGGAUGUUUGUUUGCGUUUUCUCUAUCAGCUGCCAAAUGUUGUAAAUAUUGGGACACUUGAAGACUAAUCAGAGAGUGCUGAUGUCGGCAAGGUGACAUUGAUAGCCAUCUCUUGUUCUCUUUCUCUCCAUCUCUUGUUCUCUUUCUCUCCAUCUCUUGUUCUCUUUCUCUCCAUCUCUCUCUUUCUCUGUCUUGAUCCGUCGGCUGCCAAACGUGGCCCCACGCCGGGGCUCACUCCAACAGCCAAUCAGAGAGGUCUUUUUUAGAGAACUGAUGACCUCAUAGAGCACUCAGUGAGGUCACUCCCUCCCUCCCGCCUGGAGCUCUGUGUUUCCUCAAGCGCGUGCUCUUAGUCUGUGCAAGCGCUCGUAUGGGUUUUGCACUAUGAGUUUUUAUGUUGUAUUUAUAAUUCUGUCAGAGGUAAUUUUGAUUCAUAUUUUUGUAAUUUUUUGGCAAAGUGUUUUUUUCUUUUAGUUUUGGCAGUUUUCGUUUGGUGUGUCUGAGGGUGAUGGUGUUUGUGCAUCUGCGUGCGUGUGUGUGUGUGAUUGUGACUGUGUGUGUGUGUGUGUGUGUGUGUGUGUGUGUGUGUGUGUGUGUGUGUGUUCUGAAGGACCAAAUCAUGAUGCUGAAGGAUACAGGCCGGUGUGCCGAAGGCAGGUCAUCUGGGAGUGGCUCUCUUUCUCUCCGUCUCUCUAAGAUUCAUCUUCAGUGUCUGCUCAAUGAUAUUCUAAUAUAUUUAUAUAUUUGAAAAUAUAUAUAUACUUUUAAUUUCAAGAUAUUCAAGAUAUUUCAAGAUAUAAUACUUUUAUUAUAUUAUUUAAAAAAUGAAGACUGCGUUUUCAAAAUAUCAAAUUUGUGUGUAUGAAUGUGAGUGUGGCGAGUGUAUCUAGCUAUCGGUUUAGAUAUCCAGAUACAGCUCUGUAUCCAGUUCUGAAUAGUUGGGCUAUUCAGUGCGCGCUUGUGUUGCCAGGGGGCGCCAUUUGUAUGAGUGGAGCUCUACUGGUGAGCUUCGGUGGAGCAAGCAUGUUCUUUAGUGUUUACAGACUUGAAGCAUUCAUUAUUGUCUCUCAUCAAAGCGUCAGACUUAUUUUUUUGUUAGCUUUUUGUGUGCUCUACCAAUGUAAACUUUAUUUUUUAUUUCUGAUAUAUCUUCUUUUUUUAUUUGAGUGAUAUGUCUUUACUUUAUCAGCAGGUAGGGUUUUUCUUUCUGUUUAUGUGUUCUAUAACUUUUUUUUCUGUUGAGAAAACAUUGUUGUCAUGCAAGCUUUUGGCCUCUCUGUCUAACUAAGCAGCCCACUCCAGUGCACGCCCUCUCUCAGUACCAGACCUAAGACUGGGCUUGAGUCCAGGGUUCACCGGUGUCUCACCUGCCGAGAAUUUUAAAAAAAAAAAGAAAGAAAACACUGGAAGGGGUUCGCAUCAAUUUGUUUUUGUUUUUUUUCUGGUUGUAGCCACUUCACUGUACAGUUUUCUGAAGCUUUCACAUGGGUGUUUGUCUUAAUCUGCUGCCACCUACAAUGUAGAAACUCUGUUGAUAGACAUUACUGUGCAAUGGAAAAAAAAUAAAUGUAAAACCAA